GUUGCUGUAACUUGCCUUCCCUCCAGAAGGAAGCAGUAGCGACUCCGCCAGAGAGAAAGAAGGAGAAAGCAGGGAAUCAUAGAGAAGAGAAGGAAGUCUGAAGGGUUACUCUAGUGUAGGAGUUCGAUAACCGCAGCGUGCUGGGAUUCCUUUUGGAAAGCCUGCAAGGUGCUAAAGUAUUCAAAAUGGAAGCAAAGAAAGCAAAUAUAUUUUCUCCAAAUUCUCCGGGACAAAAUGUGAACCCUGAUCUCGACAUUGAACGGAAAAAUAUCUCUUUCCCCAUUGAACAUCUUACUAAUAUACUGGACAGCGGAGCAAACAACACCAAGCUCCGGAGGGAAGUUGAGGCUGUGCUUGAGGCUGAUCCAGAGUUUAGCCAAGAAAACCAGUAUUUCCAGAACCAGAAUGAAAGAUAUGAAAGUGCAAUCCGAAAAUCUGUUUACCUCUCACAAAAGAUGGCUAAAAUGGGAUGGAUUGAAGAUAGCCCAGAACAGAACUACUGCUUUAAGUUUCUUAGUGACGAUUUGGCAUUUGGCCUACAUAUAAUCUUUAUGAAGAGCAUUUUGGCUUUAGGCACCGAUGAACAGAUUGACAAAUGGAUUCCUUUAGCAAAAAAGAAUUUCAUCCUAGGGACCUACGCCCAGACUGAAUUGGGACAUGGAUCUAAUCUUCGAGGCUUGGAGACCACGGCCACAUUUGACGUAGCCACUCAGGAGUUUAUCCUAAACACACCAACCCUCUCUGCCAUGAAAUGGUGGCCAGGAGACCUGGGCCGGACUGCAAGUCAUGCUGUGGUUUUUGCUCAACUUUAUCUGAAAGGACGUUGUUAUGGCAUGCAUCCAUUCAUCGUACAAAUCCGCAGUCUCAGGGACCAUUCUCCAUGUCAAGGAAUAACUUUAGGGGAUAUAGGUCCCAAAAUGGGCUUUGAUAAUGUUGACAAUGGCUUUCUCAUCCUGAAGAACGUCCAUGUUCCAAGAGAAAACAUGCUGGCCAAAUUCUCUCAGGUUCUACCAGAUGGUCAGUAUAAGAAACAAGGAUCUGAGAAAAUCAACUAUUUGACUAUGGUUGUGAUUCGGGUGACCAUCCUUCGGGGUUCAAUUGUUCCCUGUCUGAUGAAGGCUUGUACUAUUGCUAUCCGAUACUCUGUGGUGCGGCGGCAAUCUGAGUUAAAGCCAGGUGAUCCAGAAGCUAAGAUUUUGGACUAUCAGACCCAGCAGCAGAAGUUAUUUCCUCAGCUGGCCACUGCCUAUGCCUUUCACUUUAGUUCUGCCUAUCUGGAGAAGACUUUCGAAAAAUGCUACAACCAGACCAAAGAAGGAAAAUUUGACUUGCUUCCAGAGCUUCAUGCCCUGGCAGCAGGCCUAAAAGUGAUCACUACCGAGUAUUGCUCAGCUGGAGUGGAAGUGUGUCGAAGGGCUUGCGGGGGACACGGCUACUCUCUUCUCAGUGGCCUGCCUUCUAUUUAUACGAAAGUGAUCCCGUCGUGUACUUAUGAGGGAGAAAACACUAUCCUCCUCCUGCAAACAGCCAGAUUUCUUAUAAAAUGCUAUGGAAUGGCACAAAUGGGCCAGCCACUUCCUUCAUCAGUUGCCUACUUUUCUUCGGUGGUUUUUGGAAAAUGUCAAGCCCAGGGAAAAAAUGAUUUCUUAAAUCCUGAUAUUUACACAGAUGCCUAUAAGCAUCGAGCCCUCAGGUUUAUAAGAAAUGCAGCGAUGAAGCUUCAGCAGUUGGUUCAGGCAGGAAAAACACAACAUGAAGCCUGGAACCAGUGCACUGUGCAACUAGCAAGAGCUGCAAUGGCUCAUUGCCAUUACAUCGUGAUACAAAAAUUUGCUGAAGAGUUGGGGAAACAUGCAAAAGGAUCUGCUAUCGGGAGGAUUCUCAAAAAUCUCUGUGAUCUCUUUGCACUACAUGGGAUUUUCUCUAAUGCAGGAGAUUUUAUGCAGGAUGCCUAUUUUUCUACAGAGCAAAUUGACAGGGUGACUGAAACUUACCUAGACCUCUUAGCAGUCAUUCGGAGAGAUGCAGUGCCACUGGUGGAUGCUUUUGACUUUUCUGAUGCACUUUUAAAUUCAGCCCUGGGAAGCUAUGAUGGCCAUGUCUAUCAGAGGCUUUAUGAGUGGGCCAAGAAGUCACCAACCAAUCACCAGGGUGAUCGGGUCUUCAAGACAUACUUAAAGCCACUUUUCCAGAACGCUCUCUCCAAGCUUUGAAGAGGAGUCUGGCAUGGGAAAACUCUUUUCCAAACUGCCUUCCAAGCAACACUAUGUUUUCCUUAAUAAGCACAUGAAAUGUAAUUGCAGACUGCCUUUAAG
Molecule: messenger RNA, 2315 nt
Organism: Thamnophis elegans (Western terrestrial garter snake)
Lineage: Eukaryota; Metazoa; Chordata; Lepidosauria; Squamata; Natricidae
Gene: ACOX2
Product: acyl-CoA oxidase 2
Exons: 15
Coding region: 186-2213 (675 amino acids)
Biological process (GO): fatty acid beta-oxidation using acyl-CoA oxidase; very long-chain fatty acid metabolic process; lipid homeostasis
Cellular component (GO): peroxisome
Molecular function (GO): FAD binding; fatty acid binding
Source: RefSeq, a predicted model, not a curated record